GCGGGCAGGAGGAAGAGGAGGGCCGCUGGCUUCCUUGCCUCCUCCGCCGCCAGCCAUGGCUCCGCCUGGGCCUCGCAGGCAGUAGCGGGAAGAGGCCGGGGAGCAGGGCACAGGCCCGGCGGAGGAGCGGCCCUCGCCCUCCCCGCUUCACGCCGAGCCCGCGGGGCCAUGGGCCUCCGGUGAAGCCGGCCCGGCGGAGGAGCCUCUUCGGCGGGCGGAGGGAUGUCUUCGGCCGGCCCCGCGGACAUGAUUGACACCCAGCCCGUGCUCAACUUCGAGGAGAUCGACUACAAAGCCAUCGAGGUGGAAGAGGUUGUUGGAAGAGGAGCCUUUGGAGUAGUUUGCAAAGCAAAAUGGCGAGGGAAAGAUGUGGCCAUUAAGCAAAUAGAAAGUGAAUCUGAAAGAAAAGCCUUCAUAGUAGAGCUUCGACAGCUUUCACGUGUGAACCAUCCUAAUAUUGUCAAGUUAUAUGGCGCUUGUUUGAAUCCAGUAUGUCUUGUUAUGGAAUACGCUGAAGGAGGUUCACUCUAUAAUGUUCUUCAUGGUGCUGAGCCACUGCCUUACUACACUGCUGCACAUGCAAUGAGUUGGUGUUUACAGUGUUCCCAAGGAGUAGCAUAUCUUCACAGCAUGAAACCAAAGGCUCUCAUUCACAGGGACCUAAAGCCACCAAACUUGCUUUUGGUGGCAGGUGGGACAGUUUUAAAGAUCUGUGAUUUUGGCACAGCAUGUGAUAUUCAGACACACAUGACCAACAAUAAGGGAAGUGCUGCUUGGAUGGCACCAGAAGUUUUUGAAGGUAGCAAUUACAGUGAAAAAUGUGAUGUAUUCAGUUGGGGUAUUAUUCUUUGGGAAGUGAUUACCCGCCGAAAACCUUUUGAUGAAAUUGGUGGUCCUGCAUUUCGAAUCAUGUGGGCAGUUCACAAUGGUACUCGACCGCCACUGAUAAAAAAUUUGCCUAAGCCUAUUGAGAGCUUAAUGACACGCUGUUGGUCUAAAGAUCCCUCGCAACGGCCUUCCAUGGAGGAGAUUGUCAAAAUAAUGACACAUUUGAUGCAGUACUUUCCAGGAGCUGAUGAGCCUCUACAGUAUCCAUGUCAGUAUUCAGAUGAAGGCCAAAGCAACUCUGCAACUAGCACAGGCUCAUUCAUGGAUAUGACUUCCACAAAUACCAGUAACAAGAGUGACGCCAAUAUGGAACUGAAUGAUUUCCAAGGAACUGCUACCAAUGACACCAUUAAACGUUUAGAAUCAAAACUGGCCCAACAGAUGAAAAAUUCAGCAAAGCAGCAGGGAGAGCCUGGCCGCUUGAGUUUACCUCCAUCCCGCGGUAGCAGUGUGGAAAGUUUGUCAGACAUUCGUGGAAGACCACAGUCAACUCUUGUUUCGGGAGAAAGCAAACGAAUGAGUGCUGAUAUGUCUGAAAUUGAAGCAAGAAUCACUGCUACCACAGCGUCUUCCAAACCUAAACGAGGCCAUCGUAAAACUGCUUCGUUUGGCAACAUUCUGGAUGUCCCAGAGAUCAUCAAACCAGCAGGCAACGGACAACAGAGGCGCAGAUCCAUUCAAGAUCUUAGUGUGGCUGGAACAGACUCCAACCAGGAAAGCAGAAACAGCAGUAGAUCAUCUAGUCCUAGUGUGAGAAUGAUCACUACCCCGGGACCAACCUCUGAAAAGCCGCCUCGCAGUCUUCCUUGGACACCUGAUGACUCUACAGAUACCAAUGGAUCUGAUAAUUCUAUCCCAAUGGCAUAUCUUACAUUAGAUCACCAGUUGCAGCCUCUUGCACCAUGUCCAAACUCAAAAGAAUCUAUGGCUGUGUUUGAACAGCACUGUAAAAUGGCACAGGAAUAUAUGAAAGUUCAGACAGAAAUAGCAUUGCUGUUACAGAGAAAGCAGGAACUAAUAGCAGAACUGGACCAGGAUGAAAAAGACCAGCAAAAUACAUCACGUCUGGUGCAAGAACAUAAAAAGCUUUUAGAUGAAAAUAAAAGCCUUUCUACAUACUACCAGCAAUGCAAAAAACAGUUGGAGGUCAUCCGAAAUCAGCAACAAAAACGUCAAGGGACAUCAUGAUUCACUGGGACUUUGCAUUGACAGUGAUACACAGAAAAAAAAAACUUUACUUUUUUAAUUAUCCCAUAAUAUGACAACUUCUGAGUGUUUCCUAUUGGUGUGUGCUGAAUAUGUAGACGUACCUGCUGCUCUUCCAGCAUCAGUUCAGUAUCCUUUUUAUUUGGGUAAACAUUGAGGUUUUUGAGAAUGGUAAGAGGAGCUACAUGAAUCAGCUGCAGCACUAAAUGUAAAGCAAAACGCAAUGAACUCUCUGGCUGUUUGCAUGCCCCUUGUGUGAUGGCUACCCUACCAAAAGUAACUAAGUGGCUGCUAAAUUGUAAGAUCUUUUGGUAUUAAUGCAAUAGGAACAAUGUAGAGCCCCCCUCCCUAAUUUUUAGAUUUUUUUUCUCACACCUGGAUCUGUUUGUAAGCAUUUGUUGUUUCCAAGGACUCCACUGAUUUUACACCAGGCUCAAGAAGCAAUGCUGGCUAAACAGUGUAUUCUUUGGAAUGGUUCCAUUUUUUGCAUUAAAAACAAGACAUCUCAGCUGAUGCCACCAUCACUAGUCAAAUGCUUGAUCACCUUGCAUCUUGUAAUUAUAAAAUCAUGUAUUUUCUUUACUUGGAGGGUUGAGGAAUGGGUUAGGGUAUAGUAAACAAGGUUAUCAAGGCCUUAUGUGCAAAUAGAGGAUAAAACUUCAUUAAGUCA
Anolis sagrei ordinatus is the source of this 2764-nucleotide messenger RNA. RefSeq names its product mitogen-activated protein kinase kinase kinase 7 (gene MAP3K7). Lineage: Eukaryota; Metazoa; Chordata; Lepidosauria; Squamata; Anolidae. Gene Ontology annotation, molecular function: MAP kinase kinase kinase activity; magnesium ion binding; ATP binding. Gene Ontology annotation, biological process: positive regulation of canonical NF-kappaB signal transduction; immune response; JNK cascade. The record is from RefSeq and is a predicted model, not a curated record.